GUCCCGCGUAUACAUAAGCGCUCAUGUGUAAACGGGCACGCCUAUUGGCGGGCUAGCCGUGCCCUGCUAUUUUUGACGACUCGCACCCACAACAGGUUCAGUACACCCGUCCGCAUCCCCCACGCGCCUCUUCCUCGCGUGACCUUCUUCUUCGUCUUGAGAUGCUCCUGAUUCCUCCGGCGGCUGCUACAUAUCUUGCAGCCUGGUUCUCCGCAGUUGAAGGAGCGCGGCCGGCUGCGGGCGCACUGCGGUGAGCACGUCAGACUCCGGCUCGCCUACCGCACUCGGCCGGAUCUGUUUGUGCCGGGCAAGCAGGGGCCCGGUAACCCACGGGCCCAUGUCACGCAUAGCGGACUUCCUCCAGUCUUUCUUCCCCAGCCAGGAGGGACGGGUCCUGUGCCUCGGUCUCGAUGCAUCGGGGCGAACGACAUGGCUCUAUGCACAGAAACUAGGCGAGAUAGUCACGACCAUCCCCACCAUCGGCUUUAAUGUGGAGAGUGUGGCGAAGGACGGAGUGGACGUGACGUUCUGGGACGUGGGCGGCUGUGACAAGAUCCGGCCGCUCUGGCGACACUACUUCCAGAACACGGACGGCGUCAUGCUCUUCGUGGACUCAAACGACCGGGAGCGGAUACAGGAGGUCCGUGACGAGUUCAACCGCCUGCUCAGUGAGGAGGAGCUGCGGGACGCCUUCUGCCUCGUCAUAGCCAGCAAGCAGGACCUGCCCAACGUAAUGUCUCUGGCUGAGAUCCGCGAUGCGCUGGACCUGCCGCGCUUGAUGAAGGACCGGCACUGGGUGCUGAUGCCCACACGCCUGCCCGUCGACAAGCAGGAGUUGGACGGCCACAUGGAUUGGCUGGUGGCGUCCAUCCGGGCCGAGCGCAACCAGGUGGCCCGGCGGGCACGUCAAGCAGCGUACAAGCAGAAGCUGGCGCAGAGUCAGGCCCAGCGCAAGCAGAAGCAGGCGCAGCAGGCGACGGCAGCACAGGCGGCAGCCACAGCGGCGGGCGGCUGGGGGGCGGCUGCUGGAGCCGGUGCCGGGGGAGGAAGCGGCGCCGGCGGUGCCAGUGGCGGCGGCAGUGGUGGCGAGGCGGAGAUGGAUGUGUUGGAGCGGUGGCUGCAAGUGGAGGACGAGCCUGACGACGAGUUCCUGAGGAAGCUGGAGGACUACAGCCUGGACGUGUGGGACCACCGCACGCACCUGCGCCUGGCGUGGCUGUACCUGACGCGGCACGGGCGGCGCGAGGGGCUGGCGCGCAUCCACAGCGCCAUACAGAGCUUCAUCGCCAACAGCCCCGUCACCAAGCGCAAGACUGGCACCACCUACCACGAGACCAUGACGUACUUCUGGGCUCACAUGGUGCACUUUUGCAUCGCCAGCAUGAAGGCGCCGCAGCAGCAGGGCAAGGAGCCUGACUUCAAGACGUUCCUGCUGUUCAACCCGCUGCUCACCAACGGCGGCCUGUUCCUGCAUUACUACAGCAAGGACCUCAUGCUCAAGAACCCGGAGGCCCGCAAGCAGGUGGUGCUCCCAGACAAGCGCCCGCUGCCCAGCCUGGUCACGUCCGUGGAGUCCAUCAAGCAGCUGCAGCAGAACCAGGCGCGCUACGGCAAGAAGCCCGCCGCAGGCUCUGGACCUGCGGGCCCCGCCACUGCUGUCACCGCCGCCGCGCCGCCCAUCGCCCUCAGCGACGACGAGUUCCUGCAGCGCUUCCUGGGCCGCGGCCUGGACCGCUGGAGCCACGCCACCAUGCUGCGGGCCGUGUACUGCUGCCUGCGGGCGCACGGGCGGCGCCACGGCGGCAAGCUGGCCCUGGACGCGCUGGCGGCGCUGCAGGGCGAGCACGCCCACACCACCCUCAACUACUUCUGGCUGACGAUGCUCACGCACACGCUGGCUGCGGAGCACUCGGCGGCGCUGUUCGCAGACCGGCCGGCGCCGCCGCCGCUGCGGAAGGCGCCCAAGCGAGUGGAGGAGGAAGAGGGGGCCGGCGGGCAAGGGAAGGUGGCAGAGGCGCCCAGUCGUCAGGAGCCGGAACCCACCUCGGCCGUGGCAGCAGCAGCAGCAGCAGCAGCAGGCCCGUCCAAUUUCACGUCCUCGGCGAAGGCCACGGCCGCGGUGGCGGUGGCCGCGGUUGCGGGCAUGGCAGGGAUCGCGCUAGGCGAAGCGGCUGGCACCGCGGCAGAAAGCGCGGCAGAAAGCGCGGCGGCGGGCGGCAGCUCUGAGGACUGGGUCGAGGUGGAUGCAGCGGCACUCUCCGGAACUGCCGGCAGAAGCUCCGCGCCAGCGGCUGCGCACGCCAGCGCCGCAGCCGCCGCCGCUGGCCCUGCACCCGGCAGCGGCGCACCUCCUCCAACAGCCUCCCCACCGGCACCCAUGUCAGCACCCACACCAGUGCCGCCGCCGCCCCAGCUGCCCGAGUGGUCGGCACUGCUGGGCUCGGGCUCCUACGCCAGUGUGCGGCUGCAGGAGCUGGUGGCGGACGAGUCGCGCUACCUAGCUCACUACAACAAGAAGACCAUCUUCUCGGAUGCGGCGGCGGCAGGGUUCGUGCCGCCGGACAAAAAGCCGCUGCCCACCACUGUGUGAGCACUUUCCAUGAAUGUCGUAGCGUGCCUGCAAUGCACGUGGCGAGGAGUACAAGUGAUCUUUGAGAGAACGAACGCUCUCCCGGGUGAUAGUACCUCGUGUUCAUCGGCUGGUUAAACUGAUUUGGGUCGCAUUGGCGAGUGCAUGGUCAUCCCCGGGUGUGCCCUUG
Messenger RNA from Chlamydomonas reinhardtii, 2759 nucleotides. RefSeq lists its product as uncharacterized. The coding region runs from base 338 to 2590 and encodes 750 amino acids. Lineage: Eukaryota; Viridiplantae; Chlorophyta; Chlorophyceae; Chlamydomonadales; Chlamydomonadaceae. The record is from RefSeq and is a predicted model, not a curated record. Gene Ontology annotation, biological process: intracellular protein transport; vesicle-mediated transport. The transcript has 13 exons. Gene Ontology annotation, molecular function: GTPase activity; GTP binding. Gene Ontology annotation, cellular component: cytoplasm.